AUGAUGUCGCUUAAGCAAGAAAUCGAAAAAUGGGUGGAGGCUCUUGAUGCCUACGACAAUCAGGAAUUUGAAGAGGCCCUGCGGUGCUUCGUUCAGAUUGCCGAUACGUCGAAGAUAUUGUUCAAUUGCGGGGUGAUCUAUGCGACCCUAGGCGAGCACCAUAAAGCAGUAGAAUGCUAUCAACGGGCUGUCAGCCUGGACCAAUAUCUGGCAAUUGCCUAUUUCCAACAAGGUGUAUCCAACUUCUUACUCGGGGACUUUGAAGAAGCAUUGGCCAACUUUAAUGAUACCUUGCUCUAUCUGCGAGGGAAUACUUCAAUUGAUUACGAACAGUUGGGUCUUCUAUUCCGCCUCUACUCAUGUGAAGUUCUAUUCAAUAGAGGCCUCUGCUAUAUCUACCUCCGACAAAUGAACCCGGGCAUCCAGGACCUGGAGUAUGCGGCCAAGGAAAAGGUCACCCCAGAUCACGAUGUGAUUGAUGAUGCAAUUCGUGAGAAUGCAGACGGCUAUACAGUUUUCUCAAUUCCCGUAGGAGUUCUCUAUCGACCCAAUGCAGCUAAGGUCAAGAACCUCAAGACAAAGGACUACCUUGGGAAGGCCCGACUGGUCGCCGCAUCAGAUCGCAACCAGUCAUCAGAUCACCAAUGGAACCCACUACUCAUUGAGAAAGACGCUCACAAAGGACGCGAAGGUGUCCCAUUUGCCACGUCCAACUUGGUCCGCCAAAACCUCAGCAGUCGUACUCGCCAGCAGUCCGAACCACCCCUGAACCGCACCGUAUUCCCUCCAACACCACCGCCAGAUGAUCGAUCGACCAGCGCGGCAUCCGGUCACCAUCGUGCAUCAUCCCUCCGGGGCGCCCGCCCGCCACGUCUAGACCUGGAUCGCGCAGGCGCCAGUCUGGACCGUCGACCAAGCAUGCAAGACCUAGCCCCCGCAGAGAGACCGCGUAUAGGCACCACGCGGACUGCAUCAGAGCCCCGCGGCCCCUCCUCACGCUCAAACAACAUGCGUGGACACGGACAAGAGUCCAGCCGAAGCGGCUGGACCCGCGAGCAAACAAGCCACCGCAGGAACCUCAGUGACACCAACACCACCCCCACCAUGUCACCGGAAGCCGACUACGGCCACACAGGCACCUACGACCCUUACUCCAGUCAGCGCAACCUCGCACAGCACCCGAGCUGGGGCCGCGGUUCGCGCCACCAGCCACCGCAAUACAUCGACGAGGAGGAAGAAUAUGGCGAUGACGCAUGCGACAUCAACGACGGCGCAUUUGAGCUUGUCGGUGCUGCGCCCGGUCCGAGCCACUCCCAACGGCGUACGCGGUCUCCAGCACGGUAUUCCCGCCAUGCAAACGCGCGCAGACCGGAGAUUCAAAAGUUUAGAACGAAAGUUCAUGCCCCAGACGAUACACGGUAUAUCAUGAUUGGGCCGACGAUCGCGUUCGCGGAGUUUGAAAAACGUAUUCGUGAGAAGUUCGGGUUCAAGUGUCCGCUAAAGAUGAAGGUGCAAGAUGAUGGGGACAUGAUCACGAUGGUCGACCAGGAGGAUUUGGAUUUGUUGGUCAGUUCAGCGAAGGAAGUUGCUCGAAGGGAGGGGGAGUGA
Messenger RNA from Penicillium bovifimosum, 1608 nucleotides. RefSeq names its product putative PB1 domain protein. Gene Ontology annotation, molecular function: protein binding. The transcript is spliced from 4 exons. The record is from RefSeq and is a predicted model, not a curated record. Lineage: Eukaryota; Fungi; Ascomycota; Eurotiomycetes; Eurotiales; Aspergillaceae. The coding region runs from base 1 to 1608 and encodes 535 amino acids.